AUGCCCAGGAAGGUGGCGACAACCGGGCAGCGGGGACUUUACUGGUAGGCUGGUGAAGAGGGGCGCGGACUAGGAGUCUGCCGUGCCCUGGCUCACGGUUCCCGCGAGCUACACAGCGCCCCGAAGAGCUUGCCGCGGGCCUGGGCCCGCCCCGCGACGCCGGGCCACCGGCCGCCGCCACCCGACUCUCUGUGCCCGCCGCGGUGGGUGGCAUGAUGGUGCGCGGAAGGCAGCGCGGCCCUGGCCAGCUGAGUCGCGGCGGCGGUGGUAGCGGACUCCCCAGCGGCAUGCCAGUGCCCCCUGGGCGCGAUGGCUAGCGGCAGCGCCGGGAAGCCCACUGGCGAGGCGGCUUCUCCGGCUCCUGGGAGCGCCGUCGGCGGGGCCAGCUCGCAGCCGCGGAAGAGGCUGGUGUCUAUCUGUGAUCACUGCAAGGGCAAGAUGCAGCUGGUGGCCGACCUGCUGCUGCUGUCUAGCGAGGCGCGGCCGGUGCUCUUCGAAGGCCCCGCCUCCCCUGGCGCUGGUGCGGAGUCCUUCGAGCAGUGCCGGGACACCAUCAUCGCGCGCACCAAGGGGCUGUCCAUCCUAACCCACGACGUGCAGAGCCAGCUCAACAUGGGCCGCUUCGGAGAGGCGGGGGACAGUCUUGUGGAACUGGGCGACUUGGUGGUGUCGCUGACCGAGUGUUCUGCACAUGCGGCCUACCUGGCAGCCGUUGCCACACCGGGCGCUCAACCUGCACAGCCAGGCCUUGUGGACCGCUACCGUGUGACACGCUGCCGCCACGAGGUGGAGCAGGGCUGUGCUGUGCUGCGAGCCACCCCACUGGCAGACAUGACCCCACAGCUGCUGCUGGAGGUGUCGCAGGGCCUGUCUCGAAACCUCAAGUUCUUGACCGAUGCGUGCGCCCUGGCCAGUGACAAGUCACGGGACCGCUUCUCGCGCGAACAGUUCAAGCUGGGCGUCAAGUGCAUGAGCACCAGUGCAUCUGCGCUGUUAGCAUGUGUGCGCGAAGUGAAGGCGGCGCCCAGCGAGCUGGCCCGCAGUCGUUGCGCGCUCUUCAGUGGGCCCUUGGUGCAGGCAGUGAGCGCUUUGGUGGGCUUUGCCACCGAGCCUCAAUUCCUGGGUCGCGCAGCUGCUGUGAGCACUGAGGGCAAGGCGGUACAGACCGCCAUCCUGGGAGGUGCCAUGAGUGUGGUGUCGGCCUGCGUGCUCUUGACCCAGUGCCUCAGGGAUCUGGCGCAGCACCCAGAUGGGAGCGCCAAGAUGUCGGACCACAGGGAGAGGCUGAGGAACUCGGCCUGCGCCGUGUCUGAAGGCUGUACCCUGCUAUCUCAGGCUUUAAGGGAAAGGUCUUCACCCAGGACUUUACCGCCAGUGAAUUCCAAUUCUGUGAAUUAGCACUUCCCCGCUCCAUGCCCCCCCUCCCCAGCCCCCAUACCCAUUUUCCACCCCAGGCUAAAAAGAAGACACUUAACUCCUCCCUCUCCAUUUAUACCAAAAGAAACCAUAGGUGACCCCUCUUCCCCCAUGUUAAUGCUCAAGAGGAAUAUUCCAGAAGGCAGGGCCAUGCACUCAACAUGUACACAGAGGGCCCAGGUGUCUACCAGCCCACUAUAGGGACUCAGACACAGAGAAGAUGGGUAGUGUGCUGGCUGCAGGAUUACCCCUACACACUCCAGACCCGCAACUCAGUUAUCAAUUGGGCAGGAAAGAGGUCAUGGGUUCAUUUCUUUCUUCUUUUUAAUUAAAUGAAAGUUACCUCAGUUUUCACUCCUUUAGACAUGGAUGUAGCUACCUUUUUGUAUGUCGUUAUUUUUGUUGAAUUAGAGUAUACAUGGUGUGAAAAAGAGUAUGACUUUGCCAUAUGAUUUGCAAGUGGGGGGAAAGCAACUGUGAGCGUGUGUUUUAUUUUUUAAAUUACACUAUAGAGUGAUUUUUUUUCCCCCAAUGUCAAGUUUUUACCCUGCAUGUACUGGAGUAUUUAUUUCAUCUAUUAAAUUGUUAUGUUUCUCAGA
Rattus rattus (black rat) is the source of this 2015-nucleotide messenger RNA. RefSeq names its product talin rod domain containing 1 (gene Tlnrd1). The transcript has a single exon. Gene Ontology annotation, molecular function: actin binding. The record is from RefSeq and is a predicted model, not a curated record. Lineage: Eukaryota; Metazoa; Chordata; Mammalia; Rodentia; Muridae. The coding region runs from base 310 to 1398 and encodes 362 amino acids.